This is a messenger RNA of Dermatophagoides pteronyssinus (European house dust mite), 1032 nucleotides long. RefSeq lists its product as uncharacterized. NCBI's taxonomy places the organism in Eukaryota, Metazoa, Arthropoda, Arachnida, Sarcoptiformes, Pyroglyphidae. The record is from RefSeq and is a predicted model, not a curated record.
AUGUUAAUAAUAAAAAUAUUUUCCAUACUAAGAAAAUGGUUUUGGCCAAAUGUUGUUGAAUAUUUUAAACAAAUCGAUCUAUUAAUAAAUGGUUUACAUCGUGAUCAUAAUAUGUUUAUAAUACGUUUUCAUUCAUUUAUUAUAAAUUAUUUACGUUGGGAAUCAUUACGUUAUUUAAUAUAUUAUCUGGCACCAUUAACAUUUGAACAACGUUUAUUAAUAUUUGAUCCUAUAUUGUUCGGAAUAUAUUUUCCAUUACGACAAAUAUAUUUACAUUGGAAUUAUUUUUUCAAUCCAAAUCAUUCAAUAUGUUUUGGUAUAAUGAAAGCAUUGAUUCAACAAUCAAUCGGUUCAUCAGCAUUUUUUGCCGGUUUAAUAGUUUUUUAUAUGGCCGAAUUAUUAUCAACAUUUAUAUUAGGUUUUGAAUGGAUUAUACGUUUAAAUUAUCAACAAAUAUCAAAACAUUUAGAUUAUUGGCCUAUUGAUUAUCUAAAUAUACGAUUAGUUCGACAAUUUCUUAUUGAUAAUUGUCAUUUAUUUUUAUUUAUCGAUAAUGUUGUACGAUCAUAUUCAAGAUUAUUUUUUAUAUUUCUUCUUUAUAAUUGGCCAGUUAAUAUAUAUCUAAUCGGAUCAUUAUUUCGUUUACAUUUAACACAAAAACAUAAUCCUUAUCAAGAAUCAUUUAUGAUAUUAUUAUUUUUACAAGAAUGUUUUGGUAUAUUUUGGAUACAUUAUAUUUGUACAAAAUAUUCAAAACACAUUCAUUAUGGUUGUGGUAUACGGAAAUUAUUUCGUUUGAAUACGAUUAUCAGUGUUAUUUCAACCGCAAAUGAAUUAAAACAACAACAACAACAACAACAACGACCGCAACAACCAAAAUUAUCAUUAUCAUUACGUAUACAAUGGAAAUUAUGUCAUUUUAUUGAAAAAUUUCAUACAAAUAAUCAUUAUGGUUUUUCCUAUGGUAAAUAUGGUAUUAUUGAUUUGAAAAAUUUUAUUCGGUUUUUACUUAUUUAUUCCAAAAUGGUUAUG